AUUCUGCUCUGUCAGAGAGAACAUCUGUCAAGCCCAGAUAUAAACUGCUGCCUGCCUGUGCAGCAGCUGAGGAAGCGUGGAUUUCAUAUUACAGACUAAAGCCCAGGAAAACUGCUCAAAAUCCUCCCUGCAGCUGUCAGGCAGCCACAAAGGGGAGCUCAGCCCGUCCUUCCCCAGCCCAGCCGAGCACUCCGUUCCAGCGCCGGCGGCUCCCACUGCAGGUCCGGGUGGUUCCCAGAAACAUGGACACUGAGGAGAGGACGCAGCUCUGCAUCGUCCGGCCGGGAAACCGGCAGACGUAAGGAGCUUCCAUGCAUCGCCGGCUGCCAGGAAGAGUCAACACUGCUCCCAGCAGAACGGACGACUACAGCUCUUUUGUUUAAAGCCAGAGAAAAUGAAAGAAAGGGGAAGCCUCCGAAGACCAGCACCCGUAUGAAGGAGGAGGGUGCCAGGAAGACAGGCAGACAGAUGGACACUCUGGACCCCGUGAAAAGCAGGCGCAGGCGGCAGACCACUGGGGAUGUGCGCAUGUUCGAGGGCAUCUUUCUGCUGAAGGGAUGGCGAGCCAAGAGUACGGUCAGUGGGCAUAACCCGGUCCACACGGAUGGCCUGACCAGGAAAGAAUGACCGCAAGGGAGACCACGUGACCGAACAGAAAUGCUGCCCAAAGAGCAGCCCUGACCCAGCAGAGGCAGAACGGCGCGGCCUGCAGUCUCCCCUCCCGUCCCGUCCCUCCCCGGGCGCCUGCACCAUGCUGCAGUGGAGGCGGCGGCACUGCUGCUGGGCCAAGCGGUCUCUGUUCCGGACCCACCUCAUCGGCGCCCUCUCCCUGGUGUUCCUCUUCGCCACGUUCUUGUUCUUCAGUCACCACGACUGGCUACCAGGCCGAGCCGGAUUCAAAGAAAACCCCGUGACCUACACUUUGCGAGGAUUUCGUUCUACAAAAAGUGAGACAAACCACAGCUCUCUUCGGAAUAUCUGGAAAGAAACAGUUCCUCAGACUCUGAGGCCUCAAACUGCAACCAACGCCAACAACACGGACCUGUCGCCACAAGGAGUUACAGGGCUGGAGAACACACUCAGUGCCAACGGGAGCAUCUACCGCGAAAAGGGUACCGGACAUCCCAAUUCUUACCACUUCAAGUAUAUCAUCAACGAACCUGACAAAUGCCAGGAGAAAAGCCCCUUUUUAAUCCUACUCAUAGCAGCAGAGCCUGGACAAAUAGAAGCUAGAAGAGCUAUUCGGCAAACCUGGGGAAACGAAAGUCUAGCCCCUGGAAUUCAAAUCACACGAAUUUUUUUGUUGGGCCUAAGUGUCAAGGUAAAUGGCUACCUUCAACAUGCGAUACUGGAAGAGAGCAGACAGUACCAUGACAUAAUCCAACAGGAGUACUUAGACACAUACUACAACCUGACCAUCAAAACACUGAUGGGUAUGAACUGGGUCGCCACACACUGCCCACACAUUCCUUACGUCAUGAAAACGGACAGUGACAUGUUUGUCAACACUGAGUAUUUAAUACACAAGCUACUGAAGCCAGACCUGCCGCCCAGACGUAACUAUUUCACUGGGUACCUCAUGAGAGGAUACGCACCCAACCGAAACAAAGACAGCAAGUGGUACAUGCCACCGGACCUCUACCCCAGCGAGCGCUACCCGGUCUUCUGCUCUGGGACUGGCUACGUCUUCUCCGGAGAUCUGGCAGAGAAGAUAUUUAAAGUUUCUUUAAGCAUCCGUCGUUUGCACUUGGAGGAUGUGUAUGUAGGGAUCUGUCUUGCCAAGCUGCGGAUUGACCCCGUGCCCCCUCCCAAUGAAUUUGUGUUCAAUCACUGGCGGGUUUCUUAUUCGAGCUGUAAAUACAGCCACCUGAUUACCUCUCAUCAGUUCCAGCCCAGUGAACUGAUAAAGUACUGGAACCAUUUACAACAAAAUAAGCACAACGCUUGUGCCAACGCAGCCAAGGAAAAGGCAGGCAGGUAUCGCCACCGUAAACUGCACUAGAAAAGACAACUUGUCUUCCCAAAUGUGCAAUCUGUAAAAUAUUGCUAAAAGCAUGUAUAAUUAAGAUUGAUUACACCCAUAGGACAAGUUUUAGUUAAAACUCAUCACAUAAAAGAACUCUAAAAGUAUUUUUUUAAUUUCUGAAAAGGUAAUUCUUAAAAAUACAUUAUAGGACAAAAAGGCACCCUGAGAGGAUCUAGAGAAAAACUGUACGCGGGGAUUCUGUGUAUUAACAUGCAAUAACAAGCAUGCACUCACCAUGGCUCCAGUCUUACGUUAGGGGCCGACACGAUGUAUUUGCAUAUAUUUUCCACGUAAGUUUUUAUUUAAGAAAUGGAGACAGUCGAGAGACCCUUCAUUUUAGAUUCAGUUCUACAUGUCGAUAUAUAAUUAUAUGUAAAUAAAACAUCACUGUCAAUUUUAAGGAAACUUUGUAAUUGUGUGAAGACAGAUUUUCUGGGGUUCUAAAAACUGUAUUACGUGCAAUAAGAUUUAGUUGAGUUACUCCAAAAACACACUUAUAAAGUUCAGAUGUUUCAUCAAUCUGUUCUCAUCUAAGUACUUAUUUUUCAAAAACAAUUGAGAUAUUCAUUUUCUUUUAAGACUCACAUAUAUCAAGGAAGUUAUUUUGAAAUGAUGUGAUAAAAUGUGAAAAAUCAA
Molecule: messenger RNA, 2662 nt
Organism: Phyllostomus hastatus (greater spear-nosed bat)
Lineage: Eukaryota; Metazoa; Chordata; Mammalia; Chiroptera; Phyllostomidae
Gene: B3GALT2
Product: beta-1,3-galactosyltransferase 2
Exons: 2
Coding region: 752-2002 (416 amino acids)
Cellular component (GO): membrane
Molecular function (GO): N-acetyl-beta-D-glucosaminide beta-(1,3)-galactosyltransferase activity
Source: RefSeq, a predicted model, not a curated record